AUGACUUCUGCUCCUUUCGAUCUAAGCAGUUUAGCUCCAGCUGCCAAUAGCUGGGGUCCUCCAAGCACAGUUCCAGAUGAACUCCGUUUCAGUGACAUUCCAUACGCUCCUUUUUCCAAAGGUGAUAAAUUAGGUAAAGCUGCUGAUUGGAACACAAAUGAUAACUUUGGUAAAGACCAAAAGGAUAAAUUCAGAAAGAACCAAAGAGAUUACUUCCAAGCUUACGGAACUUCAGCUGCCUCAUCCUUUGCUGCUGAAGCUAAUGAUGAUGAUGCCUUCUCAGUUGUUGAUAGUACUAAGACUCAAGCCCCAAGAAAUCAAACUAGUACUACUCUUCUAAAAGGUAGAAGAGGUGGUCAACAAGGUGGUGGUUUCCAAAAAAGACAAUUCGCUGGUGGUGCUGCUGGUGGUGCUCAAAACAAACCAAGUGGUCCAAGAAAACCAUUUAACCCAGUCCGUCGUAAUAACUGGAGAGAUGAUAAACCUGAAAGAGUGCGUGAUUCUUCUGUUAAAGUUGAUGAAUCUUGGAAAGUUAUUUCUGACAUUGAAUUAAGUAAAUUGACUAAAUUGAACUUUGAAGUUAACUCUGGUGAAGAAUUAGAUACUUAUGGUGCUUUGAACUUAUACAACAAAAAAAUUGAAAGAACUGCAGGUGCUCCAUUAAAAGUCAUUGACAGAGCCUUUUAUAACCCAUCAGCUUCUGAUGACCCAGUUAUUCAAGAAUUAAGUGCUAAAAAAACAGCUAAAGUUUACACAACUGAUUCAGUUAUAACACAAUUGAUGUGUGCUUCAAAAUCUGUUUACUCAUGGGAUAUUGUUGUUACUAAAAAAGAUGGUGUUAUCUUUUUUGAUAAAAGAGACGGUUCAGAAAUUGAUAGAAUCACCGUUGAUGAAAACGCUUAUGAUGCUCCAUCAGAUUCUCAUGAUGCCAAUAUCAACAAUGCUCAAAACUUGUCAUUAGAAGCAACAUUUAUCAAUCAAAACUUUUUAGCUAACUCUGUUUUCGAUGAAAACGUUGUUAAAUACCAUCCAAACCCAUUCCAUGAUUCUUCAGAACCAUUAUUAUCCAAAGGUUACAGAUAUAAGAAAUUCUCCUUCAGAGCCAAUGAUGAAGAAGAAGAACCAGUUUCAGUUGUCGUUAGAACUGAAGUUGAUUCUAAAGAUGCUGCCACUAAUCAAACUUUAGCGGUCAAGGCAGUUAAUGAAUACAACAACAAUGGUCUUGAUUGGAAAUCAAAAUUCACUUCUCAAAGAGGUGCUAUCAUUGCUGCUGAAUUGAAAAACAACAACAACAAAUUCUCCAAAUGGACUAAUCAAGCUAUUUUAGCUGGUGUUGAUACCAUCAAGUUGGGUUUUGUUUCAAGAGCUAAUUUCAAAGAUAAUACUAAACAUGUCAUCUUGGGUGUUUCAUCUUAUAGACCACAAGAUUUGGCCAUGCAAAUCAACUUAUCCACUGGUAAUGGUUGGGGUAUUGUUAAAUCUUAUAUCGAUAUUAUCUCUGCUGAAGAUGAUGGUAAAUUUGUUAUUUUGAAACAUCCAAACAGUCCUAAAUUGACUGUCUACAAAGUUCCAGAAAACGCUUUCCAAGAUGAAGAAUAA
Molecule: messenger RNA, 1599 nt
Organism: Hansenula anomala
Lineage: Eukaryota; Fungi; Ascomycota; Saccharomycetes; Phaffomycetales; Wickerhamomycetaceae
Product: eukaryotic translation initiation factor 3 subunit D
Exons: 1
Coding region: 1-1599 (532 amino acids)
Biological process (GO): translational initiation
Cellular component (GO): eukaryotic translation initiation factor 3 complex; cytoplasm
Molecular function (GO): translation initiation factor activity
Source: RefSeq, a predicted model, not a curated record